UCAUGUGACAGUGUCAGGGUUGUACCAUUGGUUACUGUUAACUAGGGAUACUAAAAUAAAAGAUUUGUUAUAUUUUUACGGGUGUUUGUUGUGUUUCAGAGGGGCCCGGCUCCACAAAGGUCUGGACAUCGUGUGCAGCGACGGAUCGAUCGUCUACGCUCCGUUUGAUGUGACGUUAAACGGGAAAGUCACCGUGUACAACGACCCCAAUAAGGCGGCCAUCAACAGCGGCAUCAACCUGAGUGGAGAGGGUCUGUGCUUCAAGCUGUUCUACGUGCAGCCGGACCGGACCUCGGGCACGGUGAGGGCAGGGCAGCGGCUCGGCGUCAUGCUGCCGAUGCAGAGCGUUUACCCAGAAAUCACCUCUCACAUCCACGUCCAGAUGUGCGACCGCAGCGACCCCACGCCGCACUUCUGAUCCAACAGAACUGUGUUCUCAUUUCAUUUCUUGUUAUAAACCAAUAAAGAGAGUGUUGUGGUGUUUAUUGAAAUAAAGCCACUUCCAAACUAAUGUAUUACGCAGCUUAGUUGAAUACACGAUUCUGAUUGGUUCAUUUUGAUAUUUCAGAGGUUGUUUUUCUUAGUAAUACCAACAUUUUUAAGUCAAUAAAAUAAUUUUCAAUUA
Molecule: messenger RNA, 625 nt
Organism: Notothenia coriiceps (black rockcod)
Lineage: Eukaryota; Metazoa; Chordata; Actinopteri; Perciformes; Nototheniidae
Product: leukocyte cell-derived chemotaxin-2
Exons: 2
Source: RefSeq, a predicted model, not a curated record